AUGGAUUCUUCUAAAUUGGAAUCACUGUUUGAACAACAAACGAAAUUAAUAGAAACGUUCGUCAACCAACAGACUGGUCCAACUUCCCCUUCAAGCAAUCUGAAUCAUACCAUGCUACCAUCUGUCGACGGCAUUGUGAAUAGUAUUUCACAAUUCAACUAUAAUCCAGAUGCUAAUGUCACUUUUGACACAUGGUAUCAAAGAUAUGAGGAUUUAUUCACAGUUGAUCUCGCCUCACAAGACGAUGCCUGGAAAGGUGCGAGUGUUAUUACGUAA
Trichobilharzia regenti is the source of this 276-nucleotide messenger RNA. The record is from the annotation of a GenBank genome assembly. Lineage: Eukaryota; Metazoa; Platyhelminthes; Trematoda; Strigeidida; Schistosomatidae.